Phycodurus eques (leafy seadragon) is the source of this 1730-nucleotide messenger RNA. Its product is annotated as adenylate kinase 7-like. NCBI's taxonomy places the organism in Eukaryota, Metazoa, Chordata, Actinopteri, Syngnathiformes, Syngnathidae. The coding region runs from base 925 to 1350 and encodes 141 amino acids. The transcript has 5 exons. The record is from RefSeq and is a predicted model, not a curated record.
UGUAUUUAGGGAGUUUGAGGUUGAGUUUCCCCAAGAAUAAUGAGGGGUGAAUCUGGGUGCUUUUUUUUGAGUUUAUUUACUUGUUAAGCAAGCAUUAGCAGUGCUGCGUCCGUAUUAGCCUGGGGAGGAACGUAGACACUGGCAAUGAUGAAAGAGGCGAACUCGGCUUACACUUCAAAAACAGCGACUCCAAGUCUGGGCUGCAGUGUGUGUAGAGCUCCGAGACAUGAUAUUUGUAUAUUCUGCCACCUUUUGUUCCGCUCGAUGUAGUUGGAAGUCUGGAAGCAUUAUGGGGCCAACGAAGUAUAUAUGAUGAAGACAUUGCUGGUUACGUACAUCGCUCAUACCUGCUCUUAUUUUAGUGAUAAAGUUGUGCAUCAACUUUAUGAUGACACAACGAAAAAGUGAAUGAAGCUAACUCCGGCCAUGUCUGAAAACCAACUAUGCUUCACUUUGUUGGUUAAAAAUCCCAGACAAUUAUUUUUAUCGUCACAGACAAUGUUGCAAACAUGUUUGCUUCUGUACAACUGGAAAAUGUAACACACUGCAGUUGUUUUGACUUGUGCAACUCACAGAUAAAACUUAAAACCACUUGCACGACAAACAGAAUAUUAUUAUUCUAUUGACAACAUCUGCAUGGCAUAUUUUCAACAUCAGAUCAUUUUUGGCUCGUUCAUGUAUCUUUUCAGGAUACAUAGUCAUUUAUAUUACAUGAUAUAUAUAUAUUAUUUGUUUUCAUUCUGUGAUGAUAUUGUGUUUUCAAUGUGUUUUGUAGUUAUGAAAGGAUCCAUCAAGCUUGCCUUUAAAAAAAGGUUAUCUGAGACCACCGCCUCUGGUGUUUCAACAAUUGUUGGAGGAGAGUGUCUCUCUGACCGGUGAAUGAGAUGAGGAGUACUCAGAAGGUGGAAUUCAGUCAGGGCAUGGAUGACAUCAGAGAGGACACGCUCCGGCAGUUGGACCCAAGAGAUGACCAGUUUCAAUACACCUGACAGCCAAUUGAUGAUGCAUACAAUCUGCGAGAGAGUUGGUAAACCAAGAAACUACGGCCAGAGCAACCAAAAGAGACAGGAAGAGGGGAGGAUAAAGACCGGGGAGAAGGCAGAGAGGGAGCAGAAAGAGGUGGAGGAGGCCAGGCAGAGAUCUGCACACUGGGAGAUGUGGACGAAGACUUUAGAGGAGAAGAGGCAAUGGGAAGUGCAGCAGUUGGAGGUUCUGUCUGUUCUAAUGAAGACCUACUUGACGGAGCACAUCAUAACCACUCUGUCUCAGGGCCUGAUUGCAUGCGGCUCAGCGUGGCCAGAGGAUCCAAUAGACUUCCUGGCAGAGUAUUUGAUCAAGAACAACCCCUGACCACAGAAGUCGAUAUGCCCUGGUCCUCCUCUGGCACCCUUCAUUGCAGUAAUGAAAAAGAGUUAUCUUAAUUAUCUUCAUUUUUGUUUUGUUUUGUUCUUUCCUGAAAUUAUUUCAAUGAAAAGUUAUUUUAAAUGAAACCAUUGGGUCAUUUACACAAGAUUGUUUUGAACUCACAACACCCCCCCCCCCCGCACUGCACCUGUAGCACCGGCACAUGAUUUGGUCAUCCCCUUUUUUGAGGAAGUACAACAUGCCCAUAGCAUACCACAAUUUCGUAUGAAGUCAAGAUUCACAGUGAGUUGAGAUGUUAUAUUUGCAAAAUAUUUUACUGUGAAAAGGAAGCUUGUCUGCAACAAGCAGUGGCAGACAAAACAGGU